This is a messenger RNA of Diversispora eburnea, 423 nucleotides long. NCBI's taxonomy places the organism in Eukaryota, Fungi, Glomeromycota, Glomeromycetes, Diversisporales, Diversisporaceae. The record is from the annotation of a GenBank genome assembly.
AUGAAUUUCCACGAACAUUAUUCAGAACUUCUUAAAAAAUUGCCUCCUUCCAUAAAAAAGAAUAUAUGGAAUCGACUUAUUUCUAAAGUACAUAAUCCCUUGUCAGAAGAACAGGCAAGUAGUAUUCAUUCUGAUAUUGAAUCAAACUUAGAUCAAACCGAGAUUAAUCUUAGAUCGAACUUAGAUCAAACCGAGAUUAAUCUUAGACUGAACUUACAAGAAACAUUAAACUCUAUUAAGCAACAAAAAGAAGCUGAGUGUAAUCAAAUUCGUUUAGAUAUGGCUCUCAAGUCUAGAAAUUUAUUCGAAUAUACAUUAAAAAAAUAUAUUCGAGAUGGAACUAUAUAUAAUCUUAUUCAUUUAUUGGAAGAAGCAGAUAGAACACGAUAUCCUGACAUAUCUCGCAUUGUAAAGAAAAAUUGA